GGGUUGGGUGGGAGCCGGGAAGGGGCCUGGAUUAGCCCAAACUCUCUUCAGACCUCCAGACCUGCCCCCACAAGGCGGGGCGGGCCAAAGGACCGAGUGAAGGCUCCAGCUGGACUCUAGGGAGUUACAAACUGGCCACGGGGAUUAGCGAAGCUGAAAAGAACAUUUGCCUAGGAAGGGAAAACGGGAAGUGAGAGGCUGAAGAUAACUCUCCUGAAGUCUCUCGGGACCCACAGCAGACCAAUGGGGGCCGGGGGAGGUGGUGAAGUCGCGGCAUCCCGACAGGUCCCCCGCCCCAGCCUGCCCCUCCUCCCGCGGCCCACAGCUGAGGCACCGCCCCACCCCUCACCCUACACUGCCUACCAUUGGCUAGCGCCAGGGCCCCGCCCCACAUAGGCGGCCUGCCAUUGGCUGAAGUCUUUCCUGUUUGCGUGCUUUUGGGGGUGGGGGAGGCGUCCCUCCCUGGACCCCGGCGACUUCCUCUCUCGGUUUGUCUGGGUCAUCUUGUCUGCCCGCCGCUGGCCUGGCCCCGUCUGUCUCUCUCAGCAGCUGUCUUUCUCGCGCCCACUGGCCGGUCUCUCCUCUUCCCCGCAGUUGCCUCCUUCUCUGCCUGCCUGGGUGGCCGCCAUGGGCCGGAAGCGGCUCAUCACUGAUUCCUACCCGGUUGUGAAGAGGAGGGAGGGGCCCGCUGGGCACAGCAAGGGGGAGCUGGCACCCGAGCUAGGGGAGGAGCCCCAGCCCCGCAACGAGGAGGAAGCGGAGCUGGAGCUGCUGAGGCAGUUUGACCUGGCCUGGCAGUACGGGCCCUGCACCGGGAUCACACGGCUGCAGCGCUGGUGUCGGGCCAAGCAGAUGGGCUUGGAGCCUCCCCCAGAGGUGUGGCAGGUGCUGAAGACCCACCCCGGAGACCCCCGCUUCCAGUGCAGUCUGUGGCAUCUCUAUCCCCUAUGAGGCACCACGUAAGACCUCCUGCCCUUAGCGCUCUUGCUCACCACCCAAGAACCUCAGGACAGAAGCGAGAGCCCAUUGCUCCUGCUCAGCUCAGCCCGGCUGCGGAGGAACCCUUGGCAGGCAGAACCUGGAGGUGUCAGAGGCUCAACUCCUCCAUCUAACCAGCAGGCUCCCAGAGUCCCCGGAAGAGCCUGUGCAGCUGAAGCAGAGUGCUUCUAAAUGGAGAGUGGUCACUGGGGAAAAGGACCUGGCCAUCACCUUCCAAUACCUGCUGCCUGUCUCCCUGACCCAUGAUGUGGCAAGUUAGGCACAGUCAGACAUGGACAGUUGAUCCAUGAGGAAAAGAUGCUCUCCCACCUAAGGCCAGGAAUCUGAGAGCAGGACUGGCUGAGCUCCCAGGGCAAGGGGUUCACUAAUGCUUAUCAAUAAAGAAUAUUGAGCCUGGAA
This is a messenger RNA of Gorilla gorilla gorilla (western lowland gorilla), 1398 nucleotides long. RefSeq names its product DNA polymerase delta 4, accessory subunit (gene POLD4). Gene Ontology annotation, biological process: DNA-templated DNA replication; DNA synthesis involved in DNA repair. Gene Ontology annotation, molecular function: DNA-directed DNA polymerase activity. Gene Ontology annotation, cellular component: delta DNA polymerase complex. Bases 628 to 951 code for a protein of 107 amino acids. NCBI's taxonomy places the organism in Eukaryota, Metazoa, Chordata, Mammalia, Primates, Hominidae. The record is from RefSeq and is a predicted model, not a curated record. The transcript is spliced from 4 exons.